AUGUGGGAUUUUCUGCGCGAGAUUGGCUCUGCUCGCUAUGCUCUCUGGUGGGCGAUUGGUUUGUGGGCCUGCGAUGCCUUCUUGACCAUACUCAUUAUCAGGCGGGUUCCAUUCACGGACGUCGAUUGGGAAACGUACAUGGUGCAGGUGGACGCUGUGCUGCAUGGUCAGUUCGAUUAUGCCCAGCUGAGGGGGCCGACCGGGCCCAUCGCUUAUCCGGCGGGCUUCUGUUGGCUCUAUGGGCUGCUGCGGCUGUCGGGCGCAGCAGUAGCGCAGGCGCAGGUCGUUUUCGCGGGCCUCUACAUGGCAACCCUGGCGGUCGUCUUCCAGAUCUAUAGACAGGCAGGGGCUCCGGGCUGGCUGUUGAUUCUGUGCGUGCUGUCGAAGAGGGUCCACUCGAUAUCCCACAGGCCCGGCGGAUUCGUCCUGCGGUGCUUCAACGACGCCGCGGCCCAGUUUCUCGCCUAUGCCGCGCUGCUGCUCUUCCUGCACCGCAGGCGGUGCCUCUCGCUGCUGGCCUACUCGGCCGCCGUCAGCGUCAAGAUGCAGCCCCUGCUCUUCUGCCCCGCCGUGGGGCUGUCCCUCGUGCUGGCAGGCGGCUGGUCGCUCGCCCUGCCGUGCGUGCUCGCCGCCCUGGCCCUGCAGGCCGCCGUGGCGGCUCCGUUCCUGCUGGUGGGCCCUGGGGCGUAUCUCCGGCACGCCUUCGGCGGGCCCGGCGACCUGCAGCACGCCUGGUCUGUGAAUUGGCGCGCCGUGCCGGAGGACCGAAGUAUUCCUGCACGCUGGAUUCGCCCCCGCGCUGAUGGCCAUCCACGUGGCUCUCCUGCUCUGGUUCGCACAUUCGCGAUGGACACCCGCGGGGCUGCUUGA
Messenger RNA from Prorocentrum cordatum, 870 nucleotides. NCBI's taxonomy places the organism in Eukaryota, Dinophyceae, Prorocentrales, Prorocentraceae. The record is from the annotation of a GenBank genome assembly.